Molecule: messenger RNA, 1557 nt
Organism: Leptosia nina
Lineage: Eukaryota; Metazoa; Arthropoda; Insecta; Lepidoptera; Pieridae
Source: the annotation of a GenBank genome assembly
AUGGGUUUGGACUUUUUGGAACAUGGAGCGGACUUCGAAGCCGCCAUAUCGGCGACUGGUUUCGGUCGAUUCCACUUCUGUCUGCUCGCCAUCACAGGACUUAUUUAUGCCGACACGGCUAUCGGCAUCACAAUUGUGUCCUUCGUGUUGCCGGCCGCAACAUGCGACUUCAGAAUGACAUCUGCCGACAAAGGGUGGCUCACUGCUGCUCCUAUGUUAGGAAUGGUAAUCGGUUCCUACUUCUGGGGUUGCCUGGCUGACACGAAGGGCCGUAAAAUUGUGUUGGUCUCCACCCUUCUCCUUGAUGGCUUCGUGGGCAUCUUCUCAUCGUUCGUCCAGAUCCUUCCUAUCUUCAUGGCUUGCAGAUUUAUUAACGGUUUUGCCGUUGCCGGAGCUAUGGGUAUCUGUUUCCCGUACCUCGGGGAAUUCCAGGCAACCAAAUACCGUGAGAAGAUCCUCUGCUGGAUGGAAAUGUUCUGGACUCUCGGUGUUAUAUUGCUACCACUUUUCGCCUGGGCCAUCAUUCCCAUCCAGGGUAUACGAAUGGAAGCAGGUAGUUUCUCAUACGACUCAUGGAACUGGUUCGUGUCUGCAUGCGCUGUACCCUCCCUCCUCCUCGGCUUCUGGCUCCUAACCUUCCCGGAGAGUCCCAAGUUCAUGAUGGAGUGCGGUGACUACGACGACGCUCUCGCCUGCCUGAAGACCAUUUACAAGCAGAACACCGGCGACGACCCUGAUAACUACCCAAUCAAAAGCCUCAAGGAAAAGCAACGUACAGUGUCGGUUGCAUCACAGAGCUCACAAAAAUCUGUGCGAUCAUUGAGCAUGCGAAAACCCAAGGAUCUUAAGAGACUGUUCAGCGAGAUCUGGGUUCAGACCAAAGCCCUAUGCAGACCGCCUUACCUCAAAUACACAAUACUCACUUGUCUCAUUCAGUUUGGCUUAACUACUAGCUACUACACACUUAUGAUCUGGUUCCCGGAGUUGUUCAAUCGUUACGAGGAGUAUGAACAUCGUUUCCCGAACACAUCGGCGUCCGUCUGUGACGUUUCCAGCGUUGUUGUCGACAAGGACUCCAGCGACCCCUUCGACUGCGAAAAAAUUAUCGACCAGAGCGUGUACAUGCAUACGCUGAUCGUCGGUCUCGCCUGUAUUCCAACUUCCCUGUGGCUCCCACUCUGUGUACAUAAACUUGGUGCCAAAUUCUUCUUGAUCUUCUCGCUAAGUUGCGCCGGCGCAGUGACCGUCGGACUGCUGUUCAUCGAAAACUCCACGCAGAACUUGGUGUUAUCCUGUAUCUUCGAAGCGCUCACAUCUCUCGCUAUCAGUCUUGUGUUCUGUGUACUUGUAGAUCUGUUCCCAACAAACCUCAGGGUGAUGGCAGCAGCACUGUCACUAACAGCUGGUCGAGGCGGUGGUCUUAUUGGUAACCUGUCCUUUGGUUAUCUGAUCGACAUCAACUGUGUUGUACCCAUUGUAGUCUUCGCGGCGUUCUUGUUUAUUGCCGCUGCCCUUUGCUUCCUCUUGCCAAAGACAGGACAAGAAGCUCUCGACUAG